UGCGCAGAUCGAUUAAGUUUGAAAUUACAGAAGAGAUGUUUUUUUUACUAUUAGAAAACUGAUUUAUACUAUAUUAUAGGCUUGAAGUUAAGAAUAGACUUUAAAAGUUUGAAAUGGAUGGAGACGAGGAAGAUGCAUCACAUCUUUUCCAAUCACUUUUAGGUCAGGUUACAGAGGAGCAGUGGGAAACAUAUAAAGAGCUGAGACGUGUGAGAGGAGAGCUAGUUUGUGACGAUGAUAGCAGCAGUGACUCAUCAUCCACCAGCCCUGUCCUACCAGCAUCACCAGUUCCACAAUCUUCAGGUGUCACAACAACACAGGAAUUAGACACGAGUCCUGCUGCAGAUCGAGAAAAUAAUCUUGAAGGCUGGGAGUCAGAACUGACAGUGAAGUACAUCAAUGGAGAAAUUACUUUUACGGAAUUUACUGAUCUCAUGGAACAAGAUGAAAAGGAUGAAAGUCUUGAACAAGUAGAGAGUGCAGAAGAAGUUGAUAAAGAUCAGAGGAAAAGUGUGAGUGAAGAUCCUGCUGCUGUUGAAUUUGAAGAAGAACUUCAAAAGCAUAAAAAAAUGAGAAAACGGAAACGUCGUGGCAGGUUACCUAGAGACUUACAGGGACUUAUGGGAGAAGCCAAUCUAUGUUUCGCUAGAGGUGACUAUGACGAUGCCACCAAAAUGUGUAUGGAAAUUAUUCGACUUGUUCCAACAGCACCCGAACCAUUUCAGACUCUAGGGAUGCUUUAUGAAGAGAAAGGAGACACAGAAAAAGCACUUCAGUUUUCCCUUAUUGGAGCAUACCUCAAUCCCAGUGACCCUGAAGAAUGGAUCAAACUUGCAGAAAUGUCGCUUGAGCAGGGAAAUGUCAAACAGGCAAUUACCUGUUACUCUAAAGCUAUCAAAUGUGAUCCAACGAAUCUUCCACUGCUAUGGGAACGUUGCAAUCUUCAAGAGCAGAUUGGAGACAGAAAAAAAGCUUUAGAGGGUUAUGAAGCCAUUAUGGAAUUGCUAGGUUCUGACCAAGGCAAUGAGUGCGUACAGCUCGCUAGGGAAAUAGCUAAAUCUCACCAUGAAAACGGCUACAUGCUUUCUGCAAUCCAGGUUUUAGAAAAAGCUUUUUACAGAUUUCCUGAACUGAUUACUUCUGAAGAUGUUAAUAUGUUGCUGGAAUUACAAAUUCAUGAGAAGAAACACAGAGAAGGCAUAAAGGCUCUGACUGAAUUUUGUGGAGUGCAGUUUGUAUAUUCUGAUGAAAUUGGAGAGGAGAACAGAGAUAGAGAGAUUUCUCCAGAAAAUGCUAAAGACUGUAUAAUUCCUGAACUUUUACCUAUUGAUCUUCGUAUUAAGCUGGCAGUGUGUUUAAUACAUGUCAAAGCUUUGAGUUUAAUAAAGACAUUAGUUGAACCACUCCUGGAAGAAAGCCCUGAAGCAAUGGGUGAUCUGUAUCUAGAUGUUGCAGAGGCUUACAUGGAUGUUGAAGAGUUUACUGAAGCUUUGACUUUUCUCUCGGUUCUUGUAAAUUCACAGAAUUACAAUUUGGCUGCAAUAUGGCUUCGCUAUGCAGAAUGUUUGAAUUCUUUAGGAAGAAUAGAGCCAGCAGUUGAAGCUUAUAAAAAAGUGGUACAGUUAGCACCUUCCCACCUUGAUGCACGAAUGUCUCUCUCUGGCUUGUUACAACAGAUGGGUAAAACAAGGGAAGCUAUUCAUACUUUGAAACAAGGAUAUGAGGAGGGUUUGCUGGAUCAAGUGUUGGAUGUCCAUGUGUUGAUGCAUCGUUGUAAUCUAUUAUUUAAUCAAGAGCUAUGGGAUGACUAUGUUCCAGCAGCUAAGUUGGUUAUGCUUAGUCACUGCCAUCAGACUCAGAAUCAAGAAGAAGUUAAUGCUGUAUUUAAAAACUUGUCUGUGAGGAGAAGGCUGGAGGCACUACGAGAUAUCAGGAGAAAGAAGGACGUAGCUGAUGGGAGACCCACAUUCACAUCUAGUUCUGUUCAUCUGGAAGAAAUGUGGAAGUUUUAUCUACAGUUCUGUCAAAAGCUGUAUGAACUGAAGAAGAUUGAAGAUCUUCAGGAAGUAGCUUUUAUGUCAUUGACUUCCCCUUUGUUUAAUAAAGAUCCUGAUAGAGCAAGGGAUACAGAGUUUAUUGCUUUCCUGGCAAGUUUCUACAACAGAAGUAUUGACUUUUCCUAUAUUCUUAUUAAAGAUCUUGUUGUUAGAGAAAAGUUUAUCCACAAUGUUGCAGCUUGGAAUCUCUUCUGUCAAGUGGUAAUACUUGGGCAAGACAUCCGGCACAAUAGAUUUUGUCUCAGACUAUUUUUUAAGCAUACAGAUCACAUUCCAUUGGGUUUCCUGAAUGGACAUAAUGCACUUGUUGCUGGUAGCUACAAACAUGCUCUAGGUGAGUACAUGUGUGUCUUCAAACAACUCCCACAAGAUGCAUAUGUUACUUUCUGUAUUGGGCUGGUGUUUACUCAUAUGGCAUGCCAGAAGUUUGCAACCAAGAGACAUUCUCUUGUAGUCCAGGGUUGUGCUUUCCUAAAUCAAUACCAUGAACUACGAGGAGAAUGUCAAGAGGUUUACUACAACUUAGGCCGUACUAUGCAUCAAUUAGGUCUUCUAACUACUGCAGUGUUUUACUACAAGAAAGCUUUAGAGUUUGGACCUCCAUCGGUAGAUACUGGUGAUACGGAGUUUUUUGACCUCAGUCCUGACAUUGCAUACAACUUAUCAUUAAUUUACCAAGGUAGUGGUGCCCCAAAACUGGCUAUGAUGUACUUACAGAAGUACUGUGUCAUCUAAAAACUGGCCAUAGUAUACUUGCAGAAGUACUGUGUCAUCUAAAAACUGGCCAUAGUGUACUUGCAGAAGUACUGUGUCAUCUAAAAACUGGCUGUAGUAUACUUGCAGAAGUACUGUGUCAUCUAAAAUAUAGCAUGUGUGCGACAAGUUCAUGUUACAAACAUUUUAUGUAAGGCCAAUGUUAUUAAUAUUUUUGUCAACAUUCGUAAUUUAUAUUACAACAAAUAUUCUGUCAUAUUGUGCAAAAGAUAUAAUACUUUGUGAAGAGAUUAAACAUAAGGAUUUAUUCCAUUAAAAACAAUUCAAGCAAGACUGUUAAUUUAUUGAUCUAAGGUAUUGCCACUUAAUAUGUAAGAUCCCAGGUAUCAGCACUGAUUUGAUAACAUCAAGGUACCAUUAUUGUAAUGAGUAAAUCCAAGGUACCAUCACUAAUUUAACAACAAUCAAUAUAACAUCAUUUUGUUAAUAAGUUAUUAUUAGUCAUAAAAUUCUGUUGGAAAAAACCAAGGUAUUGUUAUAGUGGUUGUUAGCUACAAGGUUUCUACUGUGUUAAUACCUUCUGUAUUUCUAUAAUGUAUUCACUUUUCUUAAAUUUAUUUGUUUUAAAAAUCUUGUAUUUAAAAAAAUUAUAAAACUUUAUAUGAUCAUAAUCCUUUGCUAAAAUGAAUUUUCUUGUAAAAUAAACUCAAUAUCAAUUUCAA
Limulus polyphemus (Atlantic horseshoe crab) is the source of this 3493-nucleotide messenger RNA. Its product is annotated as general transcription factor 3C polypeptide 3-like. The transcript is spliced from 27 exons. Gene Ontology annotation, molecular function: protein binding. NCBI's taxonomy places the organism in Eukaryota, Metazoa, Arthropoda, Merostomata, Xiphosura, Limulidae. Gene Ontology annotation, cellular component: transcription factor TFIIIC complex. The record is from RefSeq and is a predicted model, not a curated record. Gene Ontology annotation, biological process: transcription by RNA polymerase III. The coding region runs from base 114 to 2792 and encodes 892 amino acids.